Erythranthe guttata (spotted monkey flower) is the source of this 366-nucleotide messenger RNA. Lineage: Eukaryota; Viridiplantae; Streptophyta; Magnoliopsida; Lamiales; Phrymaceae. The record is from RefSeq and is a predicted model, not a curated record.
AUGGCAGCCUUAUCCCCAGUUCCUUCCAUGGAAGACCUUAAGGUCAAGUUCCAAGAAAGCUCUCUUAUCUUCCCAUACAAAGAAACGCCGAAAAAAUCGAUUUUCUUGUCCAACAUCGAUCAAAUCUUGAACUACGAUAUCCCGACAGCCCAUUUCUUCAAGGCAAACCCAGAAUUCCCGCCGGAAAUAAUGGCCAAAAGGUUCAAAAUUGCACUUGAGAAGGUGCUGGUGCCGUACGAUUUUAUGGCGGGAAGACUAAAACUAAACCGGGAAUUGGGCCGUCUGGAGAUAGACUGCAACGCGGCGGGGGCUGGCUUUGUGGUGGCUAAGUCCGAUGUCUCUCUUGAUGAGAUUGGUGGCGAAUGA